AGCUCCUGCUCCUUCUCCAGCACGGCGAAGGCGAGCUCGGGGUGUCUCAGGACCAGCUCCCGGGCGGAGGCGAGCCCCACGAUGCCCGCACCGACCACGGCCACGUCGAAAGUGCUACAAAACACACGGAGAGGCGGCGGACGUGAUGCCGGUGGGCAGAGCCGUGCCAACAGCACGCAGCCUGGGCAAGGUGCUGGCUCCGGGCGCGAGCAGACACUUCUGGGGGUGGCUGAACGCCGUGUUCAACAAGUUGCGUGUUCAUGCUUGGCAGGGUUGUGCCUUCACAUUUCCAGCUAUGGAGCAGUGGGUGCCUGAGGAAGGGUGCGCUUCGCCCCCUUCCUUGGGAGUGGACUAUGAACGCAUACAAGCAGUUGGACCAGACAGGGCAGCUUCAGAGUGGCUGCUGCGGUGCGGUGCCUUGGUGCGCUAUCAAGGCUCUGAGAAAUGGCAGCAGGACUACAACGGUCUCCCCACUGGGCCCUUGGGGAAAUACAAGAUAGAAGCAAUUAAUGCCACCGAGUCUUGCAUCAUGUACAGAGGAUUUGACUAUUUGGAUGGUCUCGAACAUGUUUCAGAAAUCAAGCUGCAGAAGUGUAUUUACAUACAAGACGAGUGUCUGAAGAGGCUCAGUGAGACUAAGAAUCUACAGAAGAGUCUCCUGCAGCUGAAGAUAAUUUCCUGUGGGAACGUCACAGAUAAAGGCAUCAUUGCACUUCACAAGCUGACGAACCUUGAAUAUUUGUAUCUGAGUGACCUUCCUGGAAUAAGACAGAAAGAAACUACUGCUCGCGUCCUUCAGCAGGCACUGCCAAACUUAGAGCUGGAGCUGGAUUUAGAAUAAAUGCAAUUUCACAUAAAUGAAAGGUAUUUGAUUUCAUAGUAUUUAUCAUAUGUUGCAUAAAUGAAGUUGUAGAUGUUACCAUAUUUGCAGGUAUGGAAAUAAGCCCACAUCUCUCAAUCCAGCCUUAAAAGCUGUAUGCAAUCUGUUGACAAAAUAUGGAAAUUAAAUUUCACUAUGC
Molecule: messenger RNA, 1019 nt
Organism: Cygnus olor (mute swan)
Lineage: Eukaryota; Metazoa; Chordata; Aves; Anseriformes; Anatidae
Gene: DMAC2L
Product: distal membrane arm assembly component 2 like
Exons: 6
Coding region: 146-841 (231 amino acids)
Source: RefSeq, a predicted model, not a curated record